GAGGAUUGCUCGACCCACCUUCUGCUAAGUAUAACCGGACGCCGACUUCGCCCGAUGUCGUUGGUUUACUCUUUCGCGUCCCGCAAUCUCGCUCGACGCAUUCUUGCAUCGCGAAUUCCACCAGUUCAAUGCAGGACCAUAUUUACCGGGAGUUCAGAUCGCUCCAAGCUUGGAACUGCCCCUGCUCCAUACAAAAGUGGAAUGUUGCCAUCAGUGCACUGGACUAUCGAACGUGUUUUGGCCACUGCCAUGCUGCCUCUCUAUCCGAUCGCCUUGUAUGUUGAUGGACCAGUGAUGAACUUUAUUGUAGUCACUGCGGUCACGAUGCAUUCUUACUGGGGUUUUGAUGGAGUGAUCAAGGACUAUGCUUUCGAACGUCGCUACGGGCCCGCUUUGAUGCCUAUUCUCCGAACUAUUUGGAAGGUGUUCGCUGCAGCCGGUUUCGCCGGUCUUCUCUAUUUCAACUACAACGAUGUUGGUUUCAUCACCGGUGUGAAGAAGCUAUGGGCUAUGUGAACUGUUUGUGCGGCGCUUUGCUACACUGUGUUCCACCCCACCCCCUCAACUAUGCACUAUUGUAUUUGAGCUCUUCCUGUUCUCAUCAGCUAGUUGCUUCCUACAGGUUUUCAUUGAACUCCCAGUUUGCUAGUGUUUGAAAUCCACAAGUAGAUAAUAACAGAGACGAGC
Opisthorchis viverrini is the source of this 687-nucleotide messenger RNA. RefSeq lists its product as hypothetical. Gene Ontology annotation, cellular component: membrane; mitochondrial envelope. The transcript is spliced from 3 exons. The record is from RefSeq and is a predicted model, not a curated record. Gene Ontology annotation, molecular function: heme binding; ubiquinone binding. Lineage: Eukaryota; Metazoa; Platyhelminthes; Trematoda; Opisthorchiida; Opisthorchiidae. Gene Ontology annotation, biological process: tricarboxylic acid cycle; mitochondrial electron transport, succinate to ubiquinone. The coding region runs from base 55 to 516 and encodes 153 amino acids.